Messenger RNA from Tilletiopsis washingtonensis, 1565 nucleotides. Its product is annotated as amidase signature enzyme. The transcript is spliced from 8 exons. The coding region runs from base 110 to 1510 and encodes 466 amino acids. Lineage: Eukaryota; Fungi; Basidiomycota; Exobasidiomycetes; Entylomatales. The record is from RefSeq and is a predicted model, not a curated record.
GCUCAGCACAGGAGGUCGCCCGCCGGUAGCCCUCGGAUGGCGCACAGCUACCCCUCCGUAGUGCACACUCUGACCCCUUCUGCAGCUGCCGCCGCUGUUCGGCCUGCCCAUGUCGGUCAAGGCACACAUCGGCGUCCAGGGCACGCGCUCAGACCGCGGCAUCCUCUUCGACGUGCUGGCGCCUGCGAGCGUGGCCGAGCUGCUGCGGGACGGCGGCGACGUGGCGCGCUCCGUGACGCCAGCAACGCUCGAGGCCAUGCGCACGCAGGGCCCGCACGUCCAGACAGAGGACGCAGCCAUCGUGCGGGCUCUGCUCGAGGCCGGCGUCGUCAUCAUCGCCAAGACGACAAUGCCGCAGACAGUCAUGCAGGUCGACACACGCUCGCACCUGCACGGCGUGACGUUGAACCCGCGCAACCUGCACCUGAGCCCCGGCGGCUCUUCCGGCGGCGAAUCGGCUCUGCUCGCUGCAGGCGGCAGCGCGCUAGGCCUUGGAUCUGACAUCGGUGCGUCUGAUGCCAUGCAGGCUCGUCGCAGGCUGACACCCUCCACAGGCGGUUCUGUUCGCCAGCCCGCCGCGUGCGUGGGACUCUAUGGCAUGCGGCCUACGUGCGGCCGGCUCCCGAUGCGCGGCGUCAGGAGCACCAUGGCUGGCGCCGAGGGCAUCGUUGGCUCGCUCGGGCCCUUUGCCCACUCGCUUCGCGACCUACGUCUCAUCAGCAAGGUGCUCCUCUCGGGUACGGCGGGCGGCCCCACGCCGCCGUGGGUGCUCGACCCGCACGGCUGCCCGAGAUGCCCCUGGAGAGAGGUGCUACAGCCGAAGAAGCUGCGCGUCGGAGUCAUGCGCUGCGAUGGCCGAGUGAGGCCCACCCCACCCGUUCGUCGGGCCAUGGACACCGCCGUGCAGCAGCUCGCCAAGGUCGCGUCCGUCGAGCUAGUCGACUUCAGCCUGGGCUCUCUCGGCUCGGAGGCGUGGGACCUUGCGCGCGAGCUGUACUUCCAGGAAGGCGGUGCCGUCGUCCGCGGCCUCAUCGAGUCGACCGGAGAGCCGCUGCUGCCGCUCACGCAGGCGAUCCUUGGCGCGCCGGUCCGUGACCACACCGCAGGCGAGGUCUGGCGGCUGGCCAGCCGCCGCGAGGCGCAUCGGCGGGCCUUCAUGGCGCUAUGGCAGAGUGCCGAGCUCGACGUGCUGCUGUGCCCGGCGGCGCCUCUGCCGGCGCCUCGGCCAGGCCGGGUGCGCUACUGGGGCUACACAUCACACUUCAACCUGUGGGACAUGCCCGGCGUCGUCUUCCCCACUGCGACCACCGCUCUGCACACGACAGACGCGCACUGGGAGCAGGAGCUCGAGAGCGUGCCGUGCACAGGCGACGCGGACGAGCACCACAGGGCCGUCUUCGACGGGGCGCCCGUGGGGCUGCAGCUCAUCGGACAGCGCUGGAUGGAGGAGGAGCUGCUCGCCGCCGUCGAGGUCGUCGCUGGCGCCGCAGGUCUCGGCGCAGGUCUGUGAGCCUGUCCUUGUCGCCGGCACCGCAUUGCAAUGCACACAUCACACCGCACGCCUC